Rotaria sp. Silwood1 is the source of this 4308-nucleotide messenger RNA. The record is from the annotation of a GenBank genome assembly. Lineage: Eukaryota; Metazoa; Rotifera; Eurotatoria; Philodinida; Philodinidae.
AUGGCAACUGGCAAUUAUUAUAGAUUUACAGUAAAAGUUAAUAUCGUAGUAUCUCAGACUCAAGAUUGGAUUGGUGUCAAAAGUCGUAAGCUACCAAUUGCGUUAGGUGAUUUCAACAAUGACAAUCAAUUAGAUAUCAUCGUCACUCAACGCGACGAUAAAAAAAUACAUAUCUUCUUGGGAUACGCACAUGGAGCAUUUGCUGUGAAACCAACAACAUCAGUAACAUCUUCUUCUCUUCCAUAUUCCAUUGCAGUUGGUGAUUUUAAUAAUGAUAAUUGGUUGGAUUUUGUCGUCGCUAAUUAUGAUCACAAUAAUAUAGGUGUUUUUCUUGGUUAUGGUAAUGGAACGUUCGCAAACGAAAACAUAUAUUCAACUGGCUCUUCUCGUCCACUGUCUCUCGUGAUUCAUGAUUUAAACAACGACAAACAAUUAGAUAUUGUUAUCGCUAACAAUGGUACGAACACUAUUGGUGUACUUCUGGGAGCUGGUAACGGAACUUUUGCCAACCCGAUGACGUUUUCAACUGGCUUUGAUUCUCUUCCUCACGCAGUUGUCGUUGGUGAUUUCAACAGCGAUAUUCGACCAGAUAUUGCUGUUGCCAACUCUGGCAGUAACACUAUUGGACUACUUCUUGGAUAUGGUAAUGGAACGUUUUCACACCAAAUAACAUAUCCAACACACGGUCACCCUAUCUCGUUGGCCGUUGGUGAUUUGAACGACGACACUCAGCUAGAUAUUGUUGUCGCCAACGAUGGUAGUAAUAUACAAGUACUUCUUGGAAAUGACAAUGGUACAUUCACAAACCAAGCCAUCUAUACAACAGGUUCCGGUUCUUAUCCUAGUUGGGUAGCUGUGCGUGACUUCAACAAAGACGGUCGACUCGACAUUAUAGUCACCAAUACGGGCACUAACAAUCUAGGUCUCUUUCUCGGAUAUGGAGAUGGAAACUUCGAAAACCAACGGUUAUACCCUAUAAAUAACGGGGCUCCACAAAUAGUCGAUACUGGAGAUUUGAACAAUGACUCAUGGAUAGAUGUUGUCGUGGCUAUUGAUAGUCCUUAUAAUGUGGCUGUCUUUCUUGGAGGUCCAGAUAAAAACUUUACUAAUCUCACGACAUAUCCAACUGGUGGUCUAUCUGAUCCGUACUCAGUUGUAGUGGGCGAUUUCGACAAUGACACAUGGCUGGAUGUCAUCGUAGCGAAUUAUAAGAGUGAUGAAAUAGCUGUGUUUCUAGGACAAGGCAAUGGAAAUUUCGAUGCAAGAAAGACAUAUUCAACAGGAUCAGGUUCUAUGCCAGAGUCAAUCGCCGUUGGUGACUUUAACAGCGAUCAUCGACUCGAUAUCGUUGUCGCCAAUACUGGCACUGACAACAUAGGUAUCUUUCUUGGAUAUGACAAUGGAGCUUUUUUAAACCAGACUACAUAUCAAACGGGAACGAAUUCUAAGCCAAGUUCCGUUGCUGUUGGUGACUUUAACAACGAUAAUCAACUUGAUUUCGCCGUCGCCAAUAGUGGAACUGAUAGCCUAGGUAUUUUUCUCGGAUAUGGCAAUGGGACUUUUUCAAAUCAGAUUGCAUAUUCAACAGGUGUAAGCUCUCAACCAACUUCGAUUGCCGUUGGUGAUUUUAACAAUGACACUCAGCUGGACAUCGCAGUCACUAAUGCUGGCACUAAUAUCCUAGGCAUCUUUCUUGGACAUGGCAAUGGAACGUUUUCAAAUCAAAUUGCUUAUCCAACAGGAUCGAGUUCUACGCCGAAUUCGAUCGCCAUUGGUGACUUUGACAGCGAUACCAGACUGGAUAUCGUCGUCGUCAACGCUGGCACUAACAAUCUAUGUAUUUUUUUUGGAAAAGCGGAUGGAAGUUUCUCAAAUCAAACUGAAUAUCCAACUGGAAAUAAUCCCAUGCAGAAUUCGGUUACCGUUGGUGACUUGAAUAACGAUACCAAACUAGACCUUAUCGUAGCCAAUUUCUACGAUAACAAUAUAGGGGUGUUCCUUGGAAAAGGUGAUGGAAGCUUUUCAACUCAGACAACGUAUUCAACUGGAUGGGAUUCUCUACCAAUCUCAGUCGCUCUUGGUGACUUCAACAGCGACAAUCGACUGGAUAUAGUAGUCGUACUUUAUUAUUAUUUCUCUAUAGGUAUCUUUCUUGGGUAUUACAAUUCACCUUUUACAGUUCCUACAAUGUAUUCAAGUGGUUCAAUUUCGACACCAUUCGCACUUGCCGUUGCAGAUUUUGACAAUGACAAUCAAUUGGAUCUUGUUGCUACUAAUUAUGAUGACGGUAAUGUAGCCAUUUAUCAAAACUUUGUAAAUGGAACUUUUCAAAGUUCUAAAUUAUAUUCAACUGGCUACAUUACUGGUCUGUAUUCUAUUGCAGUAGGUGACUUCAAUAAUGAUCGUCAAGUUGAUGCCGUAGUUGUUAAUUAUGAUAGUGACAAUAUUAACUUCUUUCUCGGAUUUGGGAAUGGGAGUUUUGGAAGCGUCAUAUCAUACACAACUGGACUUGAGUCUGGUCCCUGUUCAGUUGUUGUUGGUGAUUUCAAUAACGAUAGCCGAUUGGAUAUUGUUAGUGCCAAUAAUCGCGAUAACAGUAUAAUUUUAUUUCUUCAUUAUGACUUCGGAGCAUUUACGAAUAAAGAAAUGUAUUCAACUUCUUCUGAUAAACCCUCUCGCUCGGUUGCAUAUGAUGAUUUCAAUAAAGAUACCCGACUGGAUAUGGUUGUAGCUAAUUACGAGAGUUUCACUAUAACUGUGCUUCUUGGCAAUGGUAAGGGAGGUUUCUCAAAUCAAACUACAUACUCUACAGGAUUUGAAUCUUAUCCGUUCUCAGUUGCAGUUGGUGAUUUCAACAACGAUGCACAGAUGGAUAUCGCUGUAGCCAAUAAAUGGACUUUCAAUAUAGGUAUAUUUCUUGGAAAAGGUGAUGGGACAUUCUUCGAGCAAAUUACAUACCCAACGGGAUCAGAUUCUAAGCCAACCACGGUUGCUGUUGGGGAUUUUAAUAAUGAUACUCGAUUGGACAUCGUUGUAACCAAUUAUGGUGGUUACAGUAUAGGCGUAUUUCUUGGCAAUGGGGACGGGACUUUCUCGAAUCAAAUUGAAUACGCAACUGGAUAUUAUUCGUGGCCAUGGGGAAUCGCGAUUGGCGAUUUUAACAACGACGCUCGAUUGGAUGUCGUUGUCAGCAAUCAGUAUGGUUACAAUAUCGGUGUAUUUCUUGGACAUGGUGACGGGAGUUUUUCAAAUCAAACUACAUAUCCAACUGGAGCAAAAUCUUUGCCGAUUGGAAUUGCUGUCGGUGACUUUAAUAAUGAUAAUCGAAUGGACAUCGUUGUGGCCAAUUAUGGUAGUGACAAUGUAGGCGUGUUUCUUGGUAAUGGCAAUGGAACAUUCUGGAAUCAAGUCACUUAUUCAACUGGUUAUGUAUCUGGUCCGUAUUGGGUCAUCGUUGGUGAUUUCAACAAAGAUGCUCAAUUGGAUGUUGCCGUCGCUCUUUCUCUUUCUGACACUUUAGCGAUCUGCUUCGGCAAUGGAAAUGGAACGUUUAGUAGUCCAACGACGUUCGGAACUGGCACUUCAACUUAUCCAUGGUAUUUGAUAGCUGCUGAUUUUAACUACGAUAACUGGCUUGAUGUAGCCAUCGUCUUUGGAAAUGUUGGUGGUGUCACUGUACUAUUGGGGGAUAGAAAUAGAAUGUUUCUAGUACCUAUGAAAAAUUCAACUGGCCCGAAUUCUGCUCCACAAACUAUCGUUGUUGGAGAUUUUAAUAACGAUAAACAUUUGGAUGUAGCUGUUACAAAUAGUAAGAGUAAUAAUGUAGGUUUAUUUCUCGGGUAUGGUGACGGGCGUUUUUCAAAGCAAGUAACAUACUCAACCGGCGCUAAUUCUCAGCCGUGGUCACUUGCUGUAGGUGAUCUUAACAAUGAUACUCAACUGGACAUUGUCGUGACAAAUCGUAAUAGUGACAAUAUAGGAGUUUUUCUUGGGCUUGGAAAUGGCGCGUUUAGCAAUGUAAUGACGUAUUCAACCGGUUUGCUUUCUGCUCCAAUAUCCAUCGUUAUUCUAGAUUUUAACAAGGAUAAUAAAUUGGACAUUGUUGUUGCCAACAAUGGUGCCAACAGCAUCAGCAUAUUACAAGGAUAUGGUGAUGCAACUUUUUUGAGCCCAACGACAUACUUAACUGGUUAUAAUUCUCAUCCAGUUUGGGUCGUCACCGGUGAUUUUAAUAAAGACGACUGGAUGGAUAUUGCUGUAGCCACUUUAGGUACAAAAAACAUAAAAGUUCUUUUGAAAUCAUGUUAA